Sitophilus oryzae (rice weevil) is the source of this 529-nucleotide messenger RNA. RefSeq names its product mitochondrial import inner membrane translocase subunit tim16-B-like. The record is from RefSeq and is a predicted model, not a curated record. Bases 110 to 496 code for a protein of 128 amino acids. NCBI's taxonomy places the organism in Eukaryota, Metazoa, Arthropoda, Insecta, Coleoptera, Curculionidae. Gene Ontology annotation, cellular component: TIM23 mitochondrial import inner membrane translocase complex. The transcript is spliced from 2 exons. Gene Ontology annotation, biological process: protein import into mitochondrial matrix.
UCUAAUCUCAAUGACAACUUAAAGACAUCCGAAAGGCAUUUCAAAUUUUGAGGCUAUGUAAUAUUUAAAGUUUAAAUUUUAAAAGUUUAAAUGCAAAAAUUAUAUAGGAAUGGCAAAAUACCUUGCUCAACUAAUAGUCGCCGGUGCACAAGUUGUGGGUAAAGCUUUUGCUAGAGCGAUUAGACAAGAAAUAGAAGCAUCUCAACAAGCUGCUCAAAGAUUGAAUAAUGCCAAAACUAGGACCGAAAGAGUAGUAAAUCAAAAACUAGGACUAUCUUUAGAAGAAGCUAAACAAAUAUUAAAUAUUACAAAAUUAACUAGAGAGGAAAUUGAUGAAAGGUAUAACACCCUAUUUAAGGCAAAUGAAAAAACCUCUUUAUAUUUACAGUCAAAAAUUGUUAGAGCCAAAGAAAGAUUAGAGCAUGAGCUCUCGAAUCCACAGGAAAAUGCGAAGCAGAGAAGUAAAGAAGAUAUUAGUAGUGGUAAUCCAACAUAGUUAAUAAAAUUUAUUAAAGUAGUAAAAUGUUUA